Molecule: messenger RNA, 4324 nt
Organism: Bactrocera dorsalis (oriental fruit fly)
Lineage: Eukaryota; Metazoa; Arthropoda; Insecta; Diptera; Tephritidae
Exons: 6
Coding region: 954-1892 (312 amino acids)
Source: RefSeq, a predicted model, not a curated record
AAACGGAGUUAAUUUUAAUAUGAAAAAAAAAAUACAUUUAGUGCUUACAUGAGCCGAGAAAAAAAGGCUUUUAAUGUCAGUGCCUCCAAAUUUGCCAAAAUAUCUAGUAUUAAUGUGAAUUCUGAUAGUGAUUCAAAUGUGGAAGAAUUGAGCUCCGUAGAUAUAUCUUUAAAUGAUUAUGAUAGCCAAGAUACCAUUGAUAGUGACAAUGUGAAUAUUGUAGUGAAAAAUGAUAAAUGCAAAGAAAUAAAAGCUUGGGCUUUACGCAAUAGGGUGUCCCACAAUACAGUGACUGAUUUGCUUCAAACCUUGCGAAAAAUAGGUUUAGUAGAUUUGCCCUUAACAGCAAAAAGUCUAUUAGGUACAAGUAGAAAAAAGGUUAAUAUUGAAAACAUUCCAAGUGGCGCGUUUUUAUAUAGAGGAAUUCAAAAUUAUUUUGAGAAAAAUUCAUUUCCUCACCUUGAAAUAAAAGAUAGCAUUGUACUUGAUAUAGGAAUAGAUUAUUCAAAAAUUCGAAUAAGGUAUUAUGGCCAAUUUUAGCGUCCAUCGUUGAUUUUCCAAACGAAUUGCCAUUUACAGUAGCAUGUUUUUCUGGAACAGAAAAGCCCUGGAAUAUAAACGAUUUCUUAAAAGACUUUUGUGAAGAAGUAGCUUAUUUAAAAGAAAACGGUCUUCAGGUAGGUUCUUCUUCCGUUAAAAAGAAAUUUAACAUUCGUUUAUUUUGCUGUGAUUCUCCCGCUCGAGCUUUUGUCACAGGUGUGCAAUCGCACACUGGAAAAAACAGCUGUUCGAAAUGUGAUCAAAUCGGAGAAUACAAAGAGAGAAGAGUUUGUUUUUCAAAACGAGUUAAUCACUUAAGAACUGACUUGUCUUUUAAAAAUAGAAUUGAUAAAUCACAUCAUAUUAAUCCAUUUAAAUUUAGAGAAAGCAUUUUAGAAUUAGCUAAUUUCAAUAUGGUCUCCCAAUUUCCAUUAGACCCGAUGUAUCUUGUAGAUCUUGGUGUAUGUAAAAAGUUGCUUCAAUUACUAAUUAAAAAAGGGAAUAUAAAUGUAAGCAAAAUUAACGAAAAAAUAACUUUUCUCUCUAAUUUAGUUCCUUCUGAGUUUGGCAGGAUAUGUAGAAGUUUAGAUGAAAUCAGCAAUUGGAAAGCGACAGAGUUUAGGCAGUUUUUAUUGUAUAUAGGCAUAUUUGUCCUAAAAGAUUGUAUUAGUAGUGACCAUUACUACCAUUUUUUAUUAUUGCACGCAGGAAUAAGACUGUUAUCAUGUGAAAAAUCAUAUAGUACUGAAGCUAACGUUGCCCAACAAAUAUUACAAGAAUUCGUUGAUUUGUUUGGGAAUAUAUACGGAGACCAUUUAGUUAGUUAUAACGUGCAUGGUUUACUGCAUUUAACUGACUGCGCUAAGCAAUUCGGUUCUCUAGAUCAGUUUUCAGCCUAUAAGUUUGAAAAAAAUAUGCAAUAUUUAAAAAAACUUAUAAAUAAACCGAAUAAAAUCCUUCAGCAAUUGCAUUUAAGACUUGAUGAAAGAACUAAUACAAACAUUGAACCCAACAAAACUUCAAAAAUUAAUUUUUUUAAUAUAGAAUUUAAAAAAGAAAAAGAUUCUUAUUGUUUUAGUGAAAAAUUAGGGCCCAUAAAAGUAAUAACUAUGUCAGACGAAUCUGGUUGCGUUAUGGUAUCUGCACAUUGUUUUUUAGAUGUUGAAAAUGAUUUUGAAGAACCUUUAGAAUCGUCAUCGGGUUUAGGUAUUUUAGUAGCGAAGAAAUUAGAUAAAAAGGUAUUUAAAAUCAAAAAAGACGACAUAGUUUACAAAUAUUUCUCUAUUCCUCAUGAGGGAAAGUUUCUCCUUAUACCCAUUCUACAUCAUUUAUUUCAUAAAUUUUCAAAUUAGGAUUUUUAAGUAUUUAUGUACAUAUAUUUUUCUCGGCUCAUUUUAUUACAUUUUCUUAAAUUUUUGGAAAAGAACUUUGAUACUGCCAAUUUUUAUUUCUCAAUUAGAUGGAAAAUAUAUUUGACGAAAUUGACUUGGAGGAUUGUCCAACAACGUCUUCAACUCCCGCAAAAGACCAAUUACAUUUAAAGCGUAAAAAGUUUAACACGUCUGGUUGCUACAAUACAAAGGUCAGCAUUUCAAAACGACCUGUGGAAGGAAACGAGGUUAUUGACAUUUUAACCACUAUUUCCAAACAGCUUGACGAUUUGACGACGAGGGUAUGCGAUUUGGAAACUAAAAUCGAUAAGCAUUUAAAAGAAAAUAUUAUUCAUAAAAGUGAAUAAAUGGCGCAGCAAAAAACGGUUCGUGAAUGCAAGGUCCUCAUCCGCAAAAUUCAUCAAUCGGUAUGCCGAAUGACUGGUGAAGAUGUCGACAACGUUCAAACCGAAAUUGCUUCCACCCUACCAUUAAAUACGCUUGCUGCAGCUUUGGAAGUUGACGAAAAAUUGAAAUGCGACGAAUUUGCUGCUACAACGAAACAAUUCGUUUUGAGGAUAAAAGGUAUUUCAGAUAGUGUACAUGAUGUGUUGCGAAGUCUGUACACUGAUGAACUUCUUUAUUUAUGUAACUGGGACGGUAGGGGUGGGAAGCAACCUCUCUCCAAAUUCCUGCUGGUUUCCAACAUUUUAUACGAUUCAUUCAUAACGUAUGGAUUGGCAAUGUUCGAAAAACAAGUUCGAAAAGCCAUUGAAAUGAGCCACCAUAGGCACAAACAAAGAAUUUAUAGGAAGAGGAAAACUGAGGAAUGAACCCUUUAAAUAUUUAAUAAAAAGUUAUAUGUAUUUCUGAUAUUAUUAAAAAUAAUUAUUUUAAUACAUACUAGAUUUUAAGAAAGCAUUGCAAAGCAGGAAUUGAAUUAAUAAUGAAAUAUUUAUUUUAAUUUAAACAUUAAUGUAAUUUUUGUUAAAAAUAAUUUGAAAAAAAAAUUAAAAAUAAAAAAAUUAAAAAAAAAAAUAAAAAAUCUUUUAUUUUGAGAUUCGAACUCGAGUCUCACGGAAUCAAGCCGUGCGUUUAACCACUAGGCUAGUAUAGCAUGCAACGUCGCGCUUUCCUGGAACCAGUUUUCCCCGUUUGCCUUAAAUUUAACUAAAGUGUGAGUAGCGAGGAUAUAGUUUUAUUGUAGCAGAAAAUGUGUGCUCAAGAAGGUGAUAAAAAAUCACAUGUAUACAAAAGUUUUGGGAGGUUUUUUGAUUCGCCCUUAAGAACGUGAUAGGAAAGUGUGACAAUUAAACCGGCACGCCUUACCGGCAUGUCACUAGGUAACAUGACCGGCACUGUUCUAACUGGGUAAACGACUUCAAUACAAGUUGAUUCGAAUAAUUGUGAGAGCACACUGAGCAGCUAACAGCGAGACGUGACAGAGAGCGAGGUUCAGCUUGUUCUAAUUAGAACUAACAGCAGUGCGGUUGGUUGGAAAUAGACCUUUUGGCAGGACACGUUGGUUGCUAAAGGAAAAUAAUAUUUUAAGAUCUUUUUGUAAAAAUACUUUAAUUUAAUAAAGUUGAUAUUUAAAAAAUAAUUGAAAGUAAAAUUAUAAUUGGCGCCCAACGUGGGGCUAGCAAAAUCUUUAGUCUCAAUUUUUAUUAAAAUUUCGUAUUUCUUGAAAUGUGGAAAAGUUUCGAAAAACUAAAACGAACACGUGAACAUUGCUGUCUGCUGACUAAAAAAGAACCCGCCCACAGAAGAGCUUAAACCACGUUUUUCAUUUUGCUUUAAAUUGGAUGCUUUGGGACAAAAGCAUGAAAAGCUAACCAUUGCUGAAAAAAUCACUGGAUUCUAUCAAUUUUUGAGACAUCUGCUGUGAUAUCUUACGAAGCAAUCGCCUUUAAACAAAAUUUUAUGGAUGUAGCAAACUAAACCACGUGCUAAGAGAAAGUGAAUUACGUAAGUGACUUACUCAGUGCUUUUUUUCUUAAUAAAUAUAUUUAAAUACUGUGAUCAUCAUUGGAAUUCGAUGUAUUUUUGAAACUUUUGUAUAAAUCUAACUUGAUUUGUGAUUGAUAUAAGACGGUAUUUUAUUAUACCGGGUUUUUGCGCGGUCAAUACUUUAAUGUGCGACGUAGAUUUGCGAGCCUUUUUAAGAGUUUAGUUCUAAAUGAUAAAGAUCAACCAAAAAUGAAUACUGAGGAGUUAACUGCUAUAGUAACAGCUGCGGUAUCAGCCGCCUUAAGCUCACAAAAAGAGGAAUACGAUAAAAAUUUGAACGAAAUCUCAACAAGAUUUAAGGCCUAAAGGCCUAACUAUAAUGUGAAUAAGCUAGCUUAAGCCAGCGUAAGCAACUGUCCGAAUACACACAAAUUAUAUGUUGCAACUAAAGGGUGAUUUUUUAA